Molecule: messenger RNA, 395 nt
Organism: Micropterus dolomieu (smallmouth bass)
Lineage: Eukaryota; Metazoa; Chordata; Actinopteri; Centrarchiformes; Centrarchidae
Gene: cdc26
Product: cell division cycle 26 homolog
Exons: 2
Coding region: 78-368 (96 amino acids)
Biological process (GO): regulation of mitotic cell cycle; anaphase-promoting complex-dependent catabolic process; protein K11-linked ubiquitination
Cellular component (GO): anaphase-promoting complex
Source: RefSeq, a predicted model, not a curated record
UUUCUGAAGGUUCCUCUCAUGUCGGUUCCUCUCUGUCACGUCUGUUCUCUGAAGGUUCCUCAGUUUACAGACUGAAGAUGUUGAGGAGGAAACCGACUCGACUGGAGCUGAAGAUCGACGACACAGAGGAGUUCGAGAGCGUCAAGAAGGAGCUCGAGGCCAGGAAGCGUCAGCGAGAGGAGGCGGAGUCAGGAGGCAGAGAGGCCGGGGCUUCCGUCAUCAGUGUUGACAUCAUCGGGGGCGGGGCCUCCGCCUCAGCCUCUUCCUCGUCAGCGUCGAGGACGGAGCUCAUUAACGAGCGAAUCGGCUACAAGCCCCACCCCAAGCCGGCCACGCUGCCGACCUUAUUUGGGAGUUUACAGUUUUGAUAAAACACAAUAAAAUGUUUACGUGAA